Molecule: messenger RNA, 552 nt
Organism: Opisthocomus hoazin
Lineage: Eukaryota; Metazoa; Chordata; Aves; Opisthocomiformes; Opisthocomidae
Gene: ODF1
Product: outer dense fiber of sperm tails 1
Cellular component (GO): polymeric cytoskeletal fiber
Source: RefSeq, a predicted model, not a curated record
AUGUCGCUCCACGGCCACCUUUUGGAAGACGCCAAGCAGGAUUUGAGGCAGGUGGAGAGAGAGAUGCAGAGGCAGAUGAGGCUGCUGGGGCUGGACCUGCAGCAGUUCCGCGAGGAGCUGCCUGUGUCCUGCCCACGCAGCCUGGCACUGCGCCCUUGCUGCCUGCACCGGCCCGACCUCCGCCACUGGGAGAGAAUGGUCCACACCAGGAGGCUGGAUGUGGAGAGAGAACUGGGCAGAAUGCAAAGAAGACUUAACAGGAUGCUGCACCCUUCCCAUGAUCACAGGCUUUUGUCUUUGAUGGAUAUGACGGCUUUUGACCCCAAGGAAGUCACUGUAACGGUGAAAGAUGGGAAGGUGACGGUGUUAGCAGAGCACGAGGAGGAGUACACCACCACGAGAGGGAAGGAAUAUAACUACAGAAACAUCACGAAGGAAAUCAGCCUGCUGCCAGGGGUGGGCGAGGACGAGGUGACCUACUCGCUGGGACCAAAUAGCAUCAUGAAGAUCGAAACGGCACACAAGUGCUACCCUUGUCUCCUGAGCCGCUGA